AUGGCUGAUCUGUUACUUGUGGCAUUGGCUUGUGGACUAUCUGCAGCAUUUCUCUUGCUUCUGCUGGCUGGGUUAUCGGUCUAUCUGCUGUGGAGGAAGAGGCAGGCCCAAAUACUUUACCGGGGACUGAUACCAACCACCCCUACAAUCCCACGAUGCACCACUCCGGUGCUCCAGACAUCACAGAACGGCAGCUAUGGCUCAGGUGAUGUUCCUUUCAUUGUGCCUCCUCGAUUCAAGCGAGCAUCUCAAAUUAAGGAGAAGAGGGAGGGAAGAGAGGAUGCGGAGGAAUGGGAGCACCACCCUGACCUGCACACCCAGCGAGGCUCUUUAACAGUAGGGAGUUGGUUUCCUCUUGGUAGAUUAAGACCCGACCUAUACCAGCUUCCGGAGGAGCCUGGCGAGUGGGCCCUACCGAACGGCUCGGCUGUGCGUCUGUGGUUCGCUUUACGGUACCAGGAUGAGCGAGAGCAGCUGGUUGUGUCUCUGCUCCGCGCCGCUAACCUGCCCUCGCUGUGUCAGGGUAACAUCACACUGGUCAAACUCCAACUGUUGCCGUCAGAUGAACGACGUCAUCGGCAGGCCAAGGCCAAGCGAAAGGGACGUCAUCCGACGUUCAACGACAGCUUUGUGUUUCAGGUAUCCAACAGCUGUGUGGACCAGUGCUCCGUGCACAUGAGUUUGUUCACUGUUGAGCAGAGGAAGCAUCAUCUCAUUGGGCAGAUUUUGAUACCCUUGAGACAUACAGAACUAAAGGAGGCAGCAGGCAAAGUUCAGUGGAGGGAUCUGGACAACGAGAGUGAUCAACCUUUAUCAAAGAAUGGUGACAUCCAGGUGUCUUUGAAUUACAAUCCGUCUUUGCAUCGCCUCACUGUGGUUGUUCUGAGAGCACGAGGUCUGCAGUGCGGCAGUGAUGCUGGUGUGUGUGUCCAGGUCUCUUUGAAGAUACAUACUCAGGUGGUGAGAAACAAGUGGACUACCGUGGCUAAAGGCAUCAAUCCGUCUUUUAAUGAAAGGCUUACCUUCAGACUUUUACCCAUGCAGCUGGACACAGCCUGCCUGUCCCUUCAACUCCAGCAGCCAAUCACAGAGGAGCCAGUGUCGUUGGGUGUGGUGGUCAUCGGACCGUUCAUGUAUGCCAGAGGCCGAGAGCUGGACCACUGGAACGACAUGGUCAGCAAACCUCAGGAGCUGGUCAGGGAAUGGCACGCACUGGGAAUGGCUUCAUCACUGACAAGCAUGCAUCAAGUUUAAAUCUAGCUGUCCUCUUUCAAAAGAAAGC
Triplophysa rosa is the source of this 1282-nucleotide messenger RNA. RefSeq names its product synaptotagmin XV (gene syt15). NCBI's taxonomy places the organism in Eukaryota, Metazoa, Chordata, Actinopteri, Cypriniformes, Nemacheilidae. Gene Ontology annotation, molecular function: clathrin binding; calcium ion binding; calcium-dependent phospholipid binding. Gene Ontology annotation, biological process: regulation of calcium ion-dependent exocytosis; calcium-ion regulated exocytosis; regulation of dopamine secretion. The transcript is spliced from 8 exons. The record is from RefSeq and is a predicted model, not a curated record. Bases 1 to 1254 code for a protein of 417 amino acids.